CCUCUUUAGCUCCACCUGAGGACAGACGAGACAACAGCUCAGCUCAGAGUCACUGCACAACACAGAAGGAGACAUGGUGUCAAUCAAAGCUACAGCGAUGGGGAUCACACUCCUCACCUUUUGUCUGCUGAUCACAGACACAUCAGCAGUCCGUACCGGAUGUUGUCGAAGUUACACGAAAGGCAAAAUACCAUUUUCUGCAAUCAAGGGGUACUCAGUUCAGACUCACACAGGGUUCUGUGACAUCAAUGCCAUCAUUUUCCACACAAGGAAGGGUCAAGCAUGCACCAAUCCUGGUUUGGACUGGGUGAUGACCUAUGUCAACCGCUUAAGGCAAAAAGCACAAAAGGUUCACCUGGAGACCUCGCAAGCGCAGAAAUAGAGUUAUUCUGCUUUUUGAAGAGAGAGGGUGGAGAAAACCUGCAGCAAAAAAGAAUAAUUAUGUUUUUUUAUGUUUUAUAUGUCUCUUUGCCUGUUAUUCAGUAAGCAGUGAUGUUUCACAGAGAAAUGUAUAAUAUUAUUUCUAUUUUUUUUAUAUUGUUUGUUUAUAUAAGAUCUUAUAUUUGUAUAUAUUGUAAUCUUGUAAUAUAGAAGGAUUAAAGUUUUGUUAUGA
Molecule: messenger RNA, 613 nt
Organism: Morone saxatilis (striped sea-bass)
Lineage: Eukaryota; Metazoa; Chordata; Actinopteri; Moronidae
Gene: ccl20a.3
Product: chemokine (C-C motif) ligand 20a, duplicate 3
Exons: 4
Coding region: 74-382 (102 amino acids)
Biological process (GO): lymphocyte chemotaxis; positive regulation of GTPase activity; positive regulation of ERK1 and ERK2 cascade
Cellular component (GO): extracellular region
Molecular function (GO): chemokine activity; CCR chemokine receptor binding
Source: RefSeq, a predicted model, not a curated record